This is a messenger RNA of Eremothecium gossypii ATCC 10895, 2601 nucleotides long. It is a transcript of the gene CDC13, whose product is annotated as telomere-binding protein CDC13. Gene Ontology annotation, molecular function: DNA binding. Gene Ontology annotation, cellular component: chromosome, telomeric region. The transcript has a single exon. Gene Ontology annotation, biological process: telomere maintenance. NCBI's taxonomy places the organism in Eukaryota, Fungi, Ascomycota, Saccharomycetes, Saccharomycetales, Saccharomycetaceae. The record is from RefSeq and is marked provisional. The coding region runs from base 1 to 2601 and encodes 866 amino acids.
AUGCAGGGGGAGUACCAGUACAUAUCCAGGCCCGCGGAACUUCUGAGGUUUUUCUCCAGUGAUGAUAUUGUAGCACAGAAGGUUGAGUUCGUCGCGGUCCUUACUAGGAUCGUGUUCACCCCAUCCACUAGCUGCGUGCUAAUGCUGCAAAACUUUGAACAUGGCCGCGAUGACCGAAUCCCAUAUGUCGUAAAGCUUCCUUGCAGGACAUGGGAACAAUCGCAGCUUGUGGCGAUUGUCUUGAAGCUGCUAAUGCAUGGUUUUGGGCUAGAUACAGAGAAAGUCGGCGAUGAGUCUGGGUUCGAUCUAGCGGAUAUCCACAUUAAACACCUAUGCUUUGCUCGAUGUAGAGGCAAGUUCAUUACGAACGAUAAAAAUGGUAGCAUUCUCCUGGACGAGAUCCUUGGAAUAGAUAUCGAUAAGGAGUUGCGGAAUGAGGCUGCGGGUAGCCAGCGUCUAUCGAACGAGGACUGGGGUGUCGUGAAUAAGAUUACCGAUAAUCUCAUCCGACUAGACCGGGAUAGUUCCCACAGGUUUAAUUUUAAUAACCUGGCUCACUCUACAAGACAGUUCAUCGACUACUUAAAGUAUAGGACAGAACGGUUAACGCAGGUGGACUUGAGAAUGAAUCCUAUGUUUGGUGCUAACCAACUCCUAUGCAUGAAGGAAUCGCAAGAUGACUUCAACUCGCAGCAGGAUGAUCCAUAUUUCAACUCUGCGGAACAACUCCAUACUGGAUUCUCUCUUCCGAAUCCUUUAGAAGAAACGGCUGCGGUUUCUUCGGGGUAUCCACAGGGUGUCGUGACCGAACCAAAGGCUGACUCACCAUCCGUGGAACUGCCGAGCACAGAACACGGCCGAUCAUAUACACGAGACGAGAGGCCUGUGUUGAGCAUGCAGCCUAUCUCAAGGAUUAUGCAGCUAACAAACUCUUCGAAAAGAAAACAGAUGCCCCAUUCACCGCUCAGCACACAUAGUGCUCCUUGUGACGGAACAAAUAAGCGCCCCACUCUCCCACUUGUCCCAGAUGAUGCCACCGGGAAGCGUAAGCGUACAUCGACGACCGCUGGUGUCGUUGAGACGGCUUUAACUAUCGACACGUUAGAAAACAGCGAGGAAGGGAAACUUGUAUCUACGACCGGCUUCAUUGCUGGACUGUACCCGAAUGUCUAUGAAGAAUGUGUUCCACGUGGCAGCUCGUUCAUACUAUACUUUCCAUUAACUACUGCUGAUACAUGCGAAGUCCAGGAUCCCGCCAAGAACUGUAUUGAGAUAUACUCAUCUGACAUAGAUUACGUGCUCCAGCAAUACGACAUAGAUCAUAAUAUGGACAGAAAGGAGGCCCUGAUCCUCUUGAACAGUCGCCUAGAUAAAUUGGAGGUAAGGCUAUCUAUAACAAAGGCUAAACUAUUUUUCAGCGACAGUACGUAUAGCUUUUGCUGGGAGUUGAAGGCGCUGCAAGUGAAUGCAGAAACUUUAACUCAAUUUACUUCAAUUAAAAUGCCUAAUCCGCUACCUGAAAGAGGUAAUGCGUUAUCUAUUGAUCAGCUCAGUGCAACAACCUCGUCCGCAACAAUAUUUGCGAUGUUGAUAUGUGCAAGGGUUGAUCCUGGUUCUAAGGUGCAUCAUUUCUCAUUUACAGACUUCACGGAAAACUUAUUGAUCUCUUGCAAGCUGGACCCAUACCUAAACGAUUAUUGUAAUCGUCUAAAAGCGACAGAAUGCAUCUACGUGAAAUCUUACCCAGAAUAUAUCCAUAACCUUGAUGCAUAUACCCUCAGGCAUUAUAAUCGGAGGUUGGUUGAUUGCCAUAAUGGCCGCGACACAAACCUAACUAACUUCGGCAUGGUAUUUCGACUAAAGCUUGAUGUUAAAAGCUACCAGCAACGUAUAAAUGGCAUUAUACGUGAAGCAGUGCUGAUUACGGGGGACACAAGGUUCACCGGAGAUGAAGAGCGUCUACUGGAGGCUUUUUACAAUCGCGCUUUUCAGCGCAUAGAAAACAAAUGUUUUUUCCACAACUACAAGCGCUAUAAAGUAUGCUUUCCUAUUAAUUCCCUAGGGGAAAGAAAUUCUCGUCUUCCGGUGCCCUCGCUACUAGCCCAUACGCUAACAUUGCCAGCAGAAUGCGUCUGUGCGCGCAUUCCUGCUGCCAAUAGUGAUGUUGCGUCACACAGCAUAAAAGUUUUCUCCUCAAUCGCAGAGCUGCAAUCUAACCCCCUGUCUAGCGAGGGGGUUCUGUACCUGCUCAAGGGAAAGAUUCUAUCCACUGUGGUGGAUAGUUCCAAAGCUACGAUUUACAUAACAAACGACGCUAAAUUGCAAGAAGAAGUCUCUGUACGUGGCUUUCUCCGACUUCAAAUCCUUGGGGAGGCCAACGUCAGCUACUUUUGUGGGGCGGAUGAGGCUUCCACAGAUGUUUUACAGGCCCUGAACCUCCGAGCGUUUAAGUUCUAUUUGCUUCCAGGCGAAGUGCAGAUUUCUCCUUCAAAGACUGCACGGGUAUGGUGCCCGGUAGAAUGCUCUAUAGAAGAACUGAACUCACAAUUGCAGUUAUCAGAUAAUCUAGUGAAGUUAGAGCAGCACACAUGUAACAAUUGA